AUGUCAUAUUCUGCAUGUGCGUGGUAUUUUUGUAUUGUUAUUAAAUUUUAUUAAAUCAAAGAAAAAGUUAAACAUUUCAAAUAAAAUAUGAAAGUUAAAGUAAUUUCACGGAAUCCCGAUGACUAUAUGCGUGAAACAAAAACUGAUUUACACAGAAUUCCUCGAAAUUAUGAUCCCUCCCAGCAUCCGCUUGAAUCGGUCCGAGAAUACGUCCGUGCUCUUAAUGCCACCAAACUAGAUCGAGUCUUUGCUAAACCGUUUGUAGGUAACUUAAGUGGCCACCGUGAUGGAGUUGCCUGCUUCGGAAAACACCCAAAACGACUGUCAACACUUGUGAGUGGCGCCUACGAUGGAGAAGUGCGAAUCUGGGACUUGGCCAACAGAGCUAGCAUAAAGAGUUUCGUAGCCCACAGUGGAUUCGUGCGGGGAAUUGCUUUCUCAGUAAAUGGCGCUAAUUUGUUCACAGCCGGUGACGACAAGACUGUAAAAGUGUGGAAUUUGGGAAACGUGGAAGACGUAGAAUUCGAUGAGCCCUCAAACACCUUCAUGUCUCGCACAAUGAUCAAUGGCAUCUCUCACAGCAUCAAAGAAAGUGUAUUUGCGACGUGCGGUGAAGCGUGUACGAUCUGGGACGUGAAUAGGAAUGAUCCACUCAAGACUCUGAAAUGGGGCACUGACAAUCUACAUGCCAUAGCCUUCAACCCGGUAGAGACGUCUUUGCUUUCUGCGUGCGGCAGCGACAGGAGUAUAAUUUUGUAUGACAAGCGUGAGUCGCAGCCCAUCCGCAAACUCGUCCUCUCAAUGAAGAGCAAUAAACUCUCCUGGAAUCCCAUGCAGGCCUUCAACUUCACAGUUGCCAAUGAGGAUUGCAACUUGUACACAUUUGAUACCCGCCAACUGACAAAUCCCAUCAAAAUUCACUACGACCACGUUUCGGCAGUGACUGACGUCGACUACGCCCCAACAGGCAAGGAGUUCGUCAGUGGGAGCUACGACAAGACCAUCCGUAUGUACGAAGUUCACAAGAGCCAUUCUCGAGAAAUCUAUCAUACCAAGCGAAUGCAACGUAUCGCGUGUGUUGCCUGGAGUUUGGACAACAAAUACGUGUACUCCGGAUCGGACGAGAUGAAUAUUCGCAUUUGGAAGGCUCAGGCUUCGGAGAAACUCGGUGUUGUUAGACCACGAGAAAGAUCAAACUUUAAUUACCAGAAUUCCCUGAAGGAGAAGUUCGCCGCUCAUCCCCAAAUCAAACGCAUUGCUCGCCAUAGACAGGUGCCCAAACACGUGCUCAAUGCACAGAAGAAGAUGCAAGCCAUUAAGCAAAAGGCCAAAGAAAAGGAAGCCAACAUUCGGGCUCAUUCCAAGCCCCAUACUAAGCCUUUUGUUGGAGAGAAGAAAAAACUGGUUAUACGAGAAGAUUAGAGCUGGUGGUGUUGUGUAGAUUUGUAUUAAGGAUAAAUAAAUUUUCAAUUAAAAAAUUAA
Molecule: messenger RNA, 1482 nt
Organism: Eupeodes corollae
Lineage: Eukaryota; Metazoa; Arthropoda; Insecta; Diptera; Syrphidae
Product: DDB1- and CUL4-associated factor 13
Exons: 3
Coding region: 88-1422 (444 amino acids)
Biological process (GO): maturation of SSU-rRNA from tricistronic rRNA transcript (SSU-rRNA, 5.8S rRNA, LSU-rRNA)
Cellular component (GO): nucleolus; small-subunit processome
Molecular function (GO): protein binding
Source: RefSeq, a predicted model, not a curated record